Molecule: messenger RNA, 768 nt
Organism: Arachis duranensis
Lineage: Eukaryota; Viridiplantae; Streptophyta; Magnoliopsida; Fabales; Fabaceae
Product: abscisic acid receptor PYR1
Biological process (GO): abscisic acid-activated signaling pathway
Cellular component (GO): nucleus; cytoplasm
Molecular function (GO): abscisic acid binding; signaling receptor activity; protein phosphatase inhibitor activity
Source: RefSeq, a predicted model, not a curated record
UUCCACAUUCACCCCUUCCCUUCCCUCAAAAUAUCCCUUCCCUCUCUCUCAUUCUCAAAUCAAGUAUCAACCCCAUUCCCUCCCUCUCUCUCAAGAAACCCACACACACUCUCUCUUCCUCUCUUUCUCUCAUCGACAGAUGGAGAAAGGUGAGGGCAGCGCUUCCUCCGCCGCCGCGGGCGAAAACUCCACCGACAAGAACCCGUCGCGCCACAACCUCACCCUCCCCUCAGGACUCACAGCUGACGAAUUCGAAUCCCUAAAGCACUCCAUCUCCGACCACCACACGUACCUACUCGGACCAGGCCAAUGCUCCUCCCUCCUCGCGCAGCGCAUCCACGCGCCGCCCUCCGUCGUCUGGUCCAUCGUUCGCCGCUUCGACAAGCCCCAAACCUACAAGCACUUCAUCAAGAGCUGCGCCGUCAAGGAACCCUUCCACAUGGCCGUCGGUUGCACUCGCGACGUCAAUGUCAUCUCUGGCCUCCCAGCCGCUACCUCCACCGAGCGCCUCGACCUCCUCGACGACGACAAACACGUCACUGGCUUCAGCAUCAUCGGCGGUGAGCACAGACUCCGCAAUUACCGCUCCGUCACCACCGUCCACGGCUUCGAGGAUCGCGAUGGCGGCGGAGGAGGAGGGAAGAUCUAUUCCGUUGUUCUUGAAUCGUACAUCGUUGACGUGCCGGAAGGGAACACCGAGGAGGACACGCGUCUCUUUGCGGACACCGUCGUGAAGCUCAACCUCCAGAAACUCGCGUCCGUCACCGA